AUGAAAAGGAAGUCACCAGCAGGAACCAUUGAUUCUUUCUUUAAUGCAUCAAAAGAAAAGAAGCAGGCUUCCAUUGAUGAGUUAAUGCCUAUACCCCGCAGGCAAUUGACUGUACAAAAAACGCAGCAACAAAAAGGAGUAAUUCAUAUACAAAUUCCUUCACUUUCAGACGAAUCAUCGAUCAAUGAGGAUAAAAUAAAAGAAAUUAUGGCAUAUCUCAAAGAAGGAAUUCAUCUUCUUUUUGAUGAUAAAAUUCAAAAUGCAAAUUUUGCAAAACUCUUUACGAAUGUUGAAUACAUUUGUCGUAACAAGACUCCAGAAUAUCUUUACAAGUCAAUUUCUGAGGAUAUGCAAGAAGCUGCACUGAAUUUUAUCAAUUCCAUCUCAGAAGAGUUCGAUAUCACCUUGAUAUCCCAAAAAAUAUCAUUAUUUGAGAAAUGCCUUGAUUAUUUCCUCCGUACUUUCCUAUACCUCGAUCGUUCUUAUAUAUUUCCACUGAGAAUUGACGGAUUCACAAGUUUGUCAGAGAUAGUCUACUCGUAUAUCAGAAAUGGAAUGAGCAAAGAACUUGCUGAUCUCAUUUCUGAUCAGAUUCUCAUUACUAUUUCGAAAUAUCGUCUUCAUGAGGAAAUUAAGCUCUCUGAACUCAAAACAGGCCUCAAUUUUGCCAAAUCUACGAAGUUCUACAACGACCAUCUCGAACCUACUCUUCUAAUCCAAACAAAAGAUUAUUUCGAAGAUAUAUCUUCUCAUCUCAGUCUAAAAGACCUAAUUAACUGGAAUUACAGCUCCAAAGAGAUAGAGACACAACUUCAGGAGUGUGGUCUUGAGAAAUCCACUUAUUUAUCCAUUGAUUCCAUGCAAAAUGAAAUUGUUCUCAAAAAAGCCGGCCAAAGGGUACUUUUUUCACAAGAAUUCUAUGAUAUGAUUGAUCAAUUCGACAAAGAAGAGCUCAAAAGAGUUGUUUCGACCUUUGACAAAGAAGAAUUGCGAAAAUUAUUAUUAAAGUCCGUUUCCUCAUAUUUUUCGACCAAAAUCAAAUCCACAAUACAGAGUUCAACCGAUCAGACCCUUAUUCCAGACAUUUUGCGCAUUAUUUCGAAGAUAUCAGAUUUUGAUCAAUUUAUUUUCGAAAAUUCGCGUGAUGCAGUCAAAACCAUCAAUGAAUCUGUAUCAGCGUCCAUGUCCAGUCAAAGAGACCACAUUGCUGAGUAUCUUGCCCGUUACAUUGACAGUGGCAAUCCAUUAGUUGGCCCGUCAUUAAUUCUAUUCAAAUUAAUCGACGCGAGUGAGGUUUUUGAGAGCACGUACUUCCACUUAUUUGGUCGGAGAUUUUUAUCAUGGAAUGUCGAUGUCCAAAGGGAGAACGAGUUGAUAGAUACACUCCAAAUGAAUGCAUCUAAGGAGUACACUGAUAGAUUGGUCAAAACAAUCAACGAUUAUAAUCAAAGUAAGAGAAUCUUGCAGCCAACGAGUGAUGGAAUGGAAUACAAGGCAAUGGCAUUGUACGAAAGAGACUGGAGUACGAAUGAAGGCGAAAUUAAGUUCCCAGAACAAAUUGAAAUAUUAAAUGAAGAAUUCAAGAAGAGAUACAUGAAGCAACAGAAGACUGAUAGUCACAUAGUGUUACACUUCUCGGCCGCACUCUCCAAUUGCGUUUUGAAGGUAAAUAAUAAAAGUGAAAUCAAAAUGUCGGGAGAACAGGCCAUAAUUGUAUUACUACUAUCAGAAAAAGGUCCUAUGAAUGUUGACGACAUCCACAAUCAUACAGGAAUCAACGAAUCCCAGAUAAAAAUAAAUUUAGAUAUUUUAUCUAAAAAACCACUGAAUUUGUUGAUAAAAGGUGAUGAUGAUAAGUGGUCAGUUAACAAAGAUGCUCAAUUCCCUGAGAAUUACAGUUAUCCGUCAACAAGAAGUGGAAAUCUUCAGUUGCAAAGAGCUGUUAUUGAUAACGAUAUCAACUACAUAAGAACUAAUAUGAUUAUGUCAUGUAUGUACAAGAUAUUGAAAGAAUUUAAGACCCUGAAGUUGGAAGAACUCAUUUCAAGGGUAAAGAAACAGUUGAACUUCUUCCCUGAAACAGAGAAGUUGAUGUUCGUAAUAAAUGACCUCAAAAAUAAAGAUGUGCUGACUCAGGACGAAAACCACGUAAUUAGAUACGUGCCUUAA
Messenger RNA from Trichomonas vaginalis G3, 2169 nucleotides. RefSeq names its product ubiquitin protein ligase binding. Gene Ontology annotation, cellular component: cullin-RING ubiquitin ligase complex. Gene Ontology annotation, biological process: ubiquitin-dependent protein catabolic process; protein ubiquitination. Gene Ontology annotation, molecular function: ubiquitin protein ligase binding. The coding region runs from base 1 to 2169 and encodes 722 amino acids. The record is from RefSeq and is a predicted model, not a curated record. The transcript has a single exon. NCBI's taxonomy places the organism in Eukaryota, Parabasalia, Trichomonadida, Trichomonadidae.